This is a messenger RNA of Chiloscyllium plagiosum (whitespotted bambooshark), 1452 nucleotides long. The record is from RefSeq and is a predicted model, not a curated record. Lineage: Eukaryota; Metazoa; Chordata; Chondrichthyes; Orectolobiformes; Hemiscylliidae.
UUAUACCUUCGUAACCUUGCCAUCUACAUGGAGAAGUCUGUUAACGUCACUCUGAGGAAACUGACGCUCUCCACCCUCUCUGCCUCAGCUCUGUUGAUAUAGAUAAGGGCAUAUCCUCCUCCUGUCUUCCUGAAGUCAAUGAUCAAUUAUUUUGUUUUGUGAACAUUGAGAAAGUGGGUGUUAUCAUUGCAUCACUACACCAAGUGCUCUAUCUUGGGGCACAUCGUCACUCAGAGGUUAGCACUGCUGCCUCAGGGAUAAUUUAGAAUCUAAAUUAAUAUUUCCAGCAAAGAGACUGAAGUGAAUAUCUCUACGUUUACUGACAUUAUAAAGCAAGAUGGAAAAGUUAGCUCUGAAGGUGACACAAAAGGGCUUUGAAAAUCUCUAGUCAGUUUGAUUGUGGAUGCUUUUAUCGUUGAAUAAAUUUCAGGAUGAAAUAAAAAGAUUUUCAGCUAUGAGAAUCAAGGAUAUAGAAAAAGGGUGGAAAAUGGUUUAAGGUUAAUGAUCAGCUAAGGUGAUGUUGAAUGGCAGGGCAAGUUCAAGUGACAGUAAAGCCUACUCCUGCCCCUCCUACUUCAGUACUUGUUUCAUCAUCUGCUUCACAAUGGUUUCAUCACUGGGCUUCCUGUUAUCUUCUUCUUCUUUUAAAUUAUUUCCACAGUUAUAUCAGGCAUUUACUUCAAUAUCAAAACUAAGAGCUUGGUGACUGAGGACAAGCAGUGAUCAGGUCUUUGUGAAUAAGAUAUGUGGAGUAUUGUUCUUCUCAUUUGUUCCCUGCCUGUUUCAGGUGCAUUGUCAGCGGAAAAGAAAGUAGCAGGAAUUGUGGGAAGAGCGAUUACAAUAAAUUGUUCUUAUGACAAACAGUACCAGCAAAACAUGAAAUACUGGUGUCAUGGUUGGACUAAUCAAUGUACAUAUGUGGUGAGAACAAAUGAUCCAGAGGGACAGCAAGGAAGAAUGUCAAUUAAAGAUAACAAGGCACAAGGAGUAUUUAUUGUUACAAUGGAAAACCUUCACAGGGAAGAUGCAGGAUGGUACAGCUGUGGUAUUGAUCGACCUGGACUUGAUUUAAAGUUUGCCUUAAUGCUACAAGUAUCUUAUGAAUCCGUGUCGAUUCCUGUUCUCAAAUUCACUUCACCACCAAAUGUCUCAUGUUCUGGGGGAUCAGUGUCAAUCUCCUGUGAAUCUGUCUGGGGAUCCCCUCCCAUUUACUACAAAUGGUAUGAAAGCACCUCAGAGAUAUCUGACACCAAUAAAUUGGAUCUACAUUGUCAAUCCUUCAAACAGCAAAAUCAUCAAUAUUACUGCACAGCCAGAAAUCAGCAGGCAAUAAAAGACAGUGAAAUGGUUAAAGUAUCAGUCAUCAACAGAUCAGUGAACAAUUGCAAUUAUGUGGUAGAGAUCAGCAGCAUUGGUAAGUAUUAUUUUAAACAAACAGUUAAAUUUUUUUAA